Messenger RNA from Salvia miltiorrhiza (redroot sage), 1615 nucleotides. RefSeq names its product F-box protein At5g49610-like. The transcript is spliced from 2 exons. Gene Ontology annotation, molecular function: protein binding. The record is from RefSeq and is a predicted model, not a curated record. NCBI's taxonomy places the organism in Eukaryota, Viridiplantae, Streptophyta, Magnoliopsida, Lamiales, Lamiaceae. Bases 187 to 1401 code for a protein of 404 amino acids.
GUUUUGUCAGUGAUUUCGAAUUUCAUAUUUGUGGGAGAGACAACAUGUGUGCACGAAACCAUUGUUUUUCUUUUUCACCCAUUUCUCUCAAUCCCUCAGUAGAAUUCGAGGCCCAAAACAUUUGAUCUUCAUCAUCAUCAUCAUCCUCUCCUUUUCUCAUUAAUACAGACAGACACGAUUUCUGAGAUGAAGAAAAUGAAGGGGCACUGGUUCGCUAAUGAUGAUAUCCCUAUGAAUAUACUAAGCCGUUUGUCUACGAAGACAUUGCAUCUCUUCAAGUCGGUUUCCAAAGAUUGGCUGAAUCUCAUCUCCGACCGCUCAUUCAUCAGCCUCCAGUUGAAAAGAAGCGAGCCCGUCUCGGGUUUUUACUUCCAGGAGGUAUUUCAGUGGACUGAUGAUGAAUAUGUAGAUCAAUGUAUUAGCUACAUUAAUGUUGGAGUGGAGAGAGUGAAUGUGUGGUGCAAUGUCUUGGAUUUCCUGCCUGAUAAUGUAGUCGUUCUGUCACUCAACAACGGCCUUUUAUGUUGUCGAACCUCUUUCCCAAACUCCCACCCCAUGAUCUAUGUCUGCAACCCUUUGAACAAGCAAUGGAGAAGUCUAAUGUGGCCUAAUAAUAUUGCCAAAGACUGCAGCAUAGCCCUUGCUUUUGACCCUUUUCGAGAUCCCAUUGAUGUCUCCACAGAUUUCAAGCUGGUUGCGGUGAGCAGGAUUGAGGAGGGAUACAAACAAAUUCUUGUAGAAGAAGAUGAAGAAGAGGAGGAAGAAGAAGAAUAUAGUUUCUUCUUUGACAUAUACUCGUCUAAAACUCGUUCAUGGAGGAGAUCAAAGGAGUGUUGCAAGUGCAAUCACGAGCUCACUAAAAACAGAGGUGUUCUUGCAGAUGGGAUUUUGUAUUGGCUGGUUGGUCAUGGCUAUGGAAUUCUCAUGUUUGAUCUUCAAAACGAGCUGUCUUGGUUGAUUCCCGGCCCUCUCCCAUCUGCAGAGUUCACUUGCACCCCGGAAAUGUGCAUAGGAGAAUCACAGGACAAACUGUGCUAUGUUAUAAUCUCAGAACAUGGGAUGCAACUAUGGAUUCUCGAGGAUCAAUUUGCACCAAAGUGGGAUUUGAAGUUCCAUGCAUCUUUAGACGAGUUGGAGGGCGAAAACAUAGCCGUGUUGUACAAUUUGGAGGAGAAGAUACGAAGCCGGUUGUCCAGAGAUGUGAUUCCUUGGAUGGAUCCUUUGUCUUUCAAAGAUGGAGUCGUGCUUCUACGCGUUUCAGCUGCUGUCUAUCUAUACGAGUUUGGUACGAGGAGGAGGAUGAAGAAGCUCUGUGAUGUUUCGACUUUGGGGCCCAAGGCCAUGUUCUCUCCCAUCGUUGUUCCAUACACCAUGAGUUUGGUUCCAGUUGAGCAAGCAUAGCAUAGAUAGAUAAAGAGAUUGUGUCAUUUUGUAAUGUUUGCUUGGCUCCGCACAUGUUUAGUUGCAAAUGUUAUGCUAUGCAGCACUGAUAUAGAUAUUUUGCUGGCAAUGUUUUCCACUUUCUAUACAGUUUAUGAAGAUCGAUUACUAGGUGAUUUGGUCUGUCUAUGGCUGCAGAAUUUUGUGGAAAGAUUUGGAUAAUUUUUAUCAAUCU